Molecule: messenger RNA, 2945 nt
Organism: Paramacrobiotus metropolitanus
Lineage: Eukaryota; Metazoa; Tardigrada; Eutardigrada; Parachela; Macrobiotidae
Exons: 8
Coding region: 883-2667 (594 amino acids)
Source: RefSeq, a predicted model, not a curated record
UAGUGCAUCCGAAUACACCAUGUCUCCCUUAGCAUUCCUGUAUAAUAUAAUUUAUCUUAUUUAGUCUCUUCGUGUGCGUAUAAAUCAAUAAUAUACUGUGUACAUAAUUAUCAUGCGAUGCGCUACCCUUUCUAGUGUAAGAUUUACACAUGAUCACUGAUCGCACGAGUUAUUUUAUAUCGCGACUUUUUCAAGUUCUUCCAAGCCGUUUGCGUUUUUGGAAGCAGACAUUUUUUUGAAAGUUUCUUGAUUAUCAUCGCACGCUAUAAUUAGAAUUGAGUGAGUACUUGUAUUUUCUCUGGGUUUCAUGGAAUUAUAAAUAUUUUGGAUAGGUAGUUCGGGCAAGUAUUUCCGAAUACCGAAUACCCGAACGGCUAAAUAAAUCCUUCGGUUUUACAGCUUACUCUCACCGAGAUACCUUUCUCUUUUAAUCACAGACUAAGGAUUCAUUAAUUUCGGAAGUGUUACUGAACUGCGUUGAAUUGUUUGAAUCACAAAACCCGUUUCUCAUUGCUUGUCGUUAAUUUUUCUGAUGUUGGAAAUUCGAAUGAAACGGACGAGUGAAGGAGCACGAGGAAUGCAUUGGGUUAUCCCCGUCCUGGUGCUAAAAAAUAUUCAUUAGACGGGUGAUUCUGGAAAGGCUGUUCUAAAAUUGACUAUUAAUAAACCAAUACCUACCUGUGCGGCCAGGAAGGUCCGUCUUCAGCUUUUUCGCGGGGAGUGGCGCACAGCCUGGCGUCAGUUGCGCCGACCAAGUCGGAAAAGCGUGCAACGUUAGUCCCGUUUUUCGCGCCAGCUGGCCCGGAAUGCCAUUUAUCCGUCUUCUCUCUCCGGUGGGAGGUGGGACUCCAGUGCACCAUUAAGGGAUUUGGCCCGGUCAGUAUGGAUUCGCCUCAGGGAUCGAUGCCGCGGUAUCGGCCGUUGCUGGUGGAUGCCAACCAGAUGAGCUACCAGAACACGGUCGUCGUCCGUAAUCCCGAUGGCUCGUGGUGGCUGGGAUAUAUUCAGGAUAUGGACGGCGACCGCGCCUUCAUCCAUUUCGACUCCACAAAGGCCAACGCGCGAUGGAUACACAUGGGCAGCGUCUGGCCGCUGCCGUUCUAUGACGAGGAGCCCGAAGAGAACGGUUCCGAGAACGUCCCGGCGUACGUGGCACUGCGCGAUGAAGACGACGGCCCGUUGCGCUUCCGCGCGACCGUCCUCUUGGGUCACCUUACUAGCUGCAACAACUGUGACAUGUUCUGCAUCAAAUCCGCGGCGCCCAUCAGCAGUGUCCAAGCAACAGCCGCUUCGGUGGAAGUUGUGGAGAUGGGUCAAGUGGCCUUUUGCUUGCCGCCCAGUGAUCCGCCCCUGCUGGAGCGCCGUAGCGGGAUUAUCUAUUCCAAAUACUUUAUUCCCUUCGCCCGCGCAUCCAGUGCCCUGCGCGAUGCCUCCGAUAAAUUCCGCAUCAUCAAACACUUCCGCAAUGCUUUUGAUAGCAACGAUGGGUUGCUUGAUCUGACCGACCGUUGUCGCUUUCAUCUGCGCAUCGAGCGGGAUGGCUGUAUGUUCAUCACCAUCAACGUCGCCCAACAGCGUUGGGACCCGCCGGGGAUCACGGCGCCGGCCCUGUUGCAAGUGCUGGACACGCAUCUGGCCAGUCGGGAUACUCUACCGGCCAUCGGUUGCGGACAGUUUCGAGCCAGCGAGGAUAUCUCCUGCGCAGACGGUUGGGAAAACGAUGCGAUGCAGUCGGCCGCCCACAUCGGUCAGCUGACGCCGUGGCUCAUGAGCGGCGUCCUGGCACAUCUGGAUCUGCAAUCACAAAUGACGGCCAAACGGGUGUGCGCUCUGUGGCAGUUGCUGCUGAGCAGUGCGCAGAUGACACUGCACAUCAGCAUCAACAUGGAAAACUGCUACCGGCUGCAAGAGCACAGCAACCACUGCUUCAAACUGGCGGCGCUGCUCUGCCGCUCGAUCCAUUCCACCACGAUCAGCCUCACCUUCCUCAACGUUUUUCCCCCGUUGUACGGGCUAUUUAUUAGGCCGUUGCUAAAAAUCAUGAAAAUCCGACUGCCGUUGAUCGUUUUCAAAGGCCAGAUCGUCUCCGGAGACGUAACGAUGGCGGGACAGAGGGAGCACCGGCUGAAGCACCCGGCAACCUAUGUCCCAACGGAGUGCAAGCACGUCUGCGAAGUCGUGGCGCUGUACAACUGGAAAGUGUCCAGACUGUUCGGCCUGCCAACGUUUCGGUUGUUCCGGUACUUAAACUUUCAAGGUGUCCUGCGCUGCCUGCCCGAACACGAACUAAGAUUCAUGAAGGACCUGACAUGGGAGUCGCACGAACUGGCCAUCGACAAGCUGGAGAUCCGCAUUCCGCGGCUCCUUCUGCGAUGCAGCGACGGCCGAAUGCACAUGGCCAGUCGCUUCAUGUGCGCCGUCAACGACUGCUUUCCGCCGGUCACCGCGGAGAUGCUGGCAAAGGUCGCGGCGGUGCAUGCGCGUUGGGUGGUGACUCUGGCCUACCCGGAAGAGUGGCAGCCCGUUCGCAACUAUCUUCUCGUGUUCAGUGGCUUCCAUGCCGACGGCAGCCCGCGAUCGUGGGAGGAUAUUGACUUACGGGCCGUUGAUGUUUCCACGCUGAGCAAACUGGCCAUCUACGGCAUCAACGAAGUGUUCGCUGUGUGAGACCAGCAGCACGUCCUUUGUCGACCAUCACGCUCUGCUGUGGAUAAAAUUUUCUGCCGUAUUUAAAAACUGAAUCUUAACGCGGAAUACUUCUAGCGCGAACAGUGUCAAACUGCAACUAUGAAUGUAACUCCAUGUCUCGAUAUAACAUUUCUGUGAAAACAUAUCACGUGAUCUUCUUGAAUCUUAUGCAUGGAUUACAAGUUUUUGUACGGUUUUCUUUAAGGUUUGCAUCAUUGCGUCGCUUGCUACUCGGAGUAUCGUGUAAUGUUCUCGUU